GGUGGCUUCUUAAUGUAAACUCAGAGGGCUAUGGUUUCCUGGGAAAGUCUCACAUGUGUAUAUUUCAUCUUACAGAAGGCCAACAACGUGUCGAAAUAGGUUUCACAGACUCUGCAUUUGUCACGUAACAAUGUCUGUUCAUUUCUCACAUAUAAUCUCAUGAUGAUAAAAAAGUUUUCAGUUGCUUUUAGACAAAUGGUUGAAAGAAAAUCAUUUGAGUCGGAAUGCCAUUAUGAUUCCUUAUGUUCCUGUAUCUCUGGCAUGUUGAUUGCUGGAGCCCCAGCUAUCUUACUCCACUCUAUUAAUAGUCACGAGUGAAGCGUGCAGUCACAUGUCACGUUCUGAAGAUAGCUAUUCGAGAGCCUGCAAAACACAGGUUAUCCCAUUAUAACACAUGAACGGGAACAGAGGCACUCACUCGUACAGUGACCCCCCCACAGCAAGCCCCCAUGUCAGCAGGCAGUAACGGUUAACUAACGGUUAGCUGCCAGACGAGAUGCACUGAAAGUGAGCUCCAUAACCUGAUAAGGCCUAUAGAGGAAGACGGCACAUUCUCAAAGGAUUUCAGAGCUGAUUGAGUAGAGCCACCCCACCCGUUGAAUGGCAGCCAUGUUAAUAUUUGCUUCCUAAAUUGCAUGUAAUUACAGGGUCUCCGUAUCCUUCCCUGAGGGCAAGUCUGGCGCAGUGUAAGGGGAGGAAAGGAAUGUGAGGGAAUAUUGGGAUAUUUCUUCUCAGCUCCUGAAGUCCCUGCCGCUGUGUACAUUGGGAAUGAUGAGUGAGCAUUUGGACUAUAGGCGAGGUUUCAUGUUCAGGCACAUCCCUUCACUUGGCCUCUCUUCCACAUGUGUUCAUGUGCACCUUUUUUUCUUCUCUCUCUCUCUCCCUCUCCCUCCCUCUUUCUUGUGUGUCAUCUGGUAUGUACGAGGGUGUUUACACACACUCUUCAAACAAGUCCAUGAGGAGGAACGGCUGUUUAGCAGCAAAAGCAGCAGAGAGAGAGGGAGAGAGAGAGAGAGGGAGAGAGAGAGAGAGAGAGAGAGAGAACGAAAGAGAGGGAAGACAGGGAAAAAGAGACAGAGGGGGAGGAUAGGAGACAGAACACAGAAUAAGAGGCGAAGGAGGAGAAGACGAACUAGUUUACUCCAGAGAUCAAUGCCGCUCUGAUCAGCAAGAUCUUUAAAGAGAGAACAGCUCCUGAGGGAAUAAACUCAGGCGUCUUUUUUAUCUCGUCGGAGUUUAUCCUCUUUGCUUGUAGCCCCCCCCCCCUAAAGGUACAUGAAUGGGGGUUAUCGGGCGGUAGGCUCAGGGCAUUAUGUUUGAGGGAGACCGGCCCUUUGUGACUCACUGCAGGCAUGACCUUCUCAGCCUCCUGGGAUGAAUUUGACAGGUAGGUUUUUCACUGCGCUGCGUUCUCAUUUCUUCAUUUCUUAGAAGCAUCUCAAAGGAGGAGAGCUGAACCAGCAUCAAGUGUCAGCUGUUCCGCCAGCCUAGUGAGGUGAAUCGUCUAGAGGCGAAUCAUCAAGCAGAUCUUAGACGGGUACUUUGGGACGUGGACUGCUUGUUGUAGUUGUUUAUGCACAUUAUUGUCAAGCAGGAUUGGUGUGAAGCAGGAUUCUAACAGGUUGCGUUGCAAUGUGGUACAGCAAGUUCAAGUUUUAUUUUUUAAAUCAGGGGCACGGCCGACUGGUUCGGGGUCAGUAAAGACGGCGAGGCAACGCAGCGAUGGCAGCGGAAAAGCCUGCGGCACUGCAGCCUGCGUUACGGGAAGCUGAAGCCGCAGGUGAUCCGUGAGAUGGACCUGUCCAGCCAGGACAACCUGUCCAUGACCAGCACAGAGACGCCGCCGCCACUCUACGUGCCCCCCGCACAGCAUGGCAUGCAGAAGAUUGUUGACCCGCUGGCGCGUGGCCGGGCCUUCCGCAUGGUGGAAGAGGUGGACGGCUUCAGCGUGCCUCAGACUCCCAUCACCCCCGGCGCCGCCUCGCUCUGCUCCUUCACCAGCUCCCGCUCCGGCUUCGGCCGCCCCCCGCGCCGCCGCAAGCGCGAGUCUGUCGCCAAGAUGAGCUUCCGCGCCGCUGCCGCACUGGUCAAGGGCCGCUCCCUGCGAGAGGGGACUCAUCGUCGGACCCACCGGCGCAGCUUCACCCCCGCCAGCUUCCUGGAGGAGGACACGGUGGACUUCCCCGAUGAGCUGGACACCUCCUUCUUCACACGGGACGGCCUGCUGCAGGAGGAACUCUCCACCUAUGCUGACGAGGUGUUUGAGACGCCCUCGGAGGCGGACAUUAAGGAGGCGGAGGCCAGCAAGGUGUCGGAGGAGAGUGAGCUGACGGGCAGCGCCCUGGAAAGGAGUGAGCUGGAGAGGAGCCACCUCAUGAUGCCUCUAGAGCGGGGCUGGAGGAAGGGUAAGGAGGGUCCGCUGGUCCAGCCGAAGAUGCGCCUACGGCAGGAGGUGGUGAGCCUGAGCGGACAGCAGCGGCGGGGCCAGCGCAUCGUGGUGCCUGUGCAGAAGCUGUUCGCCCGCGAGAAGCGCCCCUACGGCCUAGGCAUGGUGGGCAGGCUCACCAACCGCACCUACCGCAAGCGCAUCGACAGCUACGUCAAGAGGCAGAUCGAGGACAUGGACGACCACAGGCCUUUCUUCACGUACUGGAUCACUUUUGUCCACCUGCUCAUCACCAUCCUGUCUGUGUGUAUCUACGGCAUCGCUCCCGUGGGCUUCUCACAGCAUGAGACUGUGGACUCUGUGUUAAGAAACAAAGGGGUUUAUGAAAAUGUCAAGUUUGUUCAACAAGAGAACUUCUGGGUGGGACCCAGCUCAGAGGCUCUGAUCCAUCUGGGGGCCAAGUUCUCCCCCUGCAUGCGGCGGGACCAGGAGGUCCACGAGCUGAUCCAGGAGAAGAGGGAGCAGGAGAGACACUCGGCCUGCUGCGUGAGGAACGACCGCUCCGGCUGCUUGCAGACCUCACAGGAGGAGUGCUCAAGUACUCUGGCUGUGUGGGUGAAGUGGCCUAAUCACCCCAGUGCUCCAAUCUUGGAUGGCAAAGUGCGUCAGUAUGGCUCUGUGUGCCACCAGGACCCCAGAAUCUGUCUGGAGCCAGCCUCAGUGUCUCCUCAUGAGUGGCCUGAUGACAUCACUAAAUGGCCUAUCUGCACCAGGUACAACACGGGGAACCACACCAACCUGCCCCACAUCGACUGUGCCAUCACCGGCCGGCCCUGCUGCAUCGGCACCAAGGGCAGGUGUGAAAUCACCUCCAGAGAGUACUGUGACUUCAUGAGGGGUUCCUUCCAUGAGGAGGCCACACUCUGCUCCCAGGUGCACUGCAUGGAUGACGUGUGUGGCCUGCUGCCAUUUCUCAACCCAGAGAUCCCAGAUCAGUUCUACCGCCUAUGGCUCUCCCUGUUCCUGCAUGCUGGGAUCCUGCACUGCCUGGUGUCUAUGUUCUUUCAGAUGACCAUCCUGAGGGACCUGGAGAAGCUGGCAGGCUGGCUCAGGAUCUCCAUCAUCUACAUCCUCAGUGGCGUCACGGGCAACCUGGCCAGCGCCAUCUUCCUGCCUUACAGAGCCGAGGUUGGCCCGGCGGGAUCUCAGUUUGGCAUCCUGGCCUGCCUGUUCGUGGAGCUCUUCCAGAGCUGGCAGAUCUUGGCCAGCCCGUGGCGCGCCUUCGCCAAGCUGCUGUGCGUGGUGCUCUUCCUCUUCGCCUUCGGCCUGCUGCCCUGGAUCGACAACUUUGCGCACGUCUGCGGCUUCGUCUCGGGCUUCUUCCUGUCCUUCGCCUUCCUCCCCUACAUCAGCUACGGCCGCGCCGACAUGUACCGCAAGCGCUGCCAAAUCAUGGCCUCGCUGACCUUCUUCCUGGGCCUGCUGGCCGGCUUCGUGGUGCUCUUCUACGUCUACCCGGUCAAGUGCGAGUGGUGCGAGCUGCUCACCUGCAUCCCGCUCACCGACAAGUUUUGUGAGAAGUACGACCUCAACGCCCACCUCCACUGAGGCCUUUCACCUGGAAGACGGGAGAGAAGAGAGGGAUGGAGAAAACGAGAGAACAUGGGAGAACCAGAGUAGAGCAGAAGAGAGGAGAGGAGGCACAGUAAUGGUGCUACCCCUCCCCAAAGCUAGCCAGAGUUUAUAAGCUCUAGACUAGUAUGGCCUCCAUGUGUAUGUGUGUGUGUGUGUGUAUUUUUUCAACUCCUUUUUUUUAAUGCACUUCACGAAACAGAUCAAGGGUUGUAUGUUUCUGUUGUUGUUUGUUGUUGUUGUUUUGUUUUUAAUGCUAGAGUCUCAGAUAUGUCUUCCCCAGGGGGGAAGAUACCUAGAAACAUACCUUUGGUGCCUUGCCAAUGAACUCUCAGUUCCAAACCAACUAUUGCCAUAUCGAGUAUGUUCCACUAGAUCUGGGCACUGCAACGGUAACCUGUAAUGUGUGUAUGUACUGCUGCUGCAGUGAUGAUGAAUGUCUGGUAGUGUUUUAGCUACCUGCUUAUCCAUAAUGGAGAAUAUAGCAAGAGAGUAAAAAAGCUUGAGGCUCUCUGACUGAUUUUUGACUGCUUGUUUUCAUUGGAUGUGUGUCUGAACUAUGUCUAAACCUGUAGUUGUAAGGUACAGA
This is a messenger RNA of Clupea harengus (Atlantic herring), 4607 nucleotides long. RefSeq names its product rhomboid 5 homolog 1b (Drosophila) (gene rhbdf1b). Gene Ontology annotation, cellular component: endoplasmic reticulum membrane. Gene Ontology annotation, biological process: regulation of protein secretion; regulation of epidermal growth factor receptor signaling pathway. NCBI's taxonomy places the organism in Eukaryota, Metazoa, Chordata, Actinopteri, Clupeiformes, Clupeidae. Gene Ontology annotation, molecular function: serine-type endopeptidase activity. The record is from RefSeq and is a predicted model, not a curated record.